AUGCAAGCUCUUUCAGGCCUGCUUUUAUUUGGCUACUCCUUUGGUCUCGUGGUCGGAGCUUAUGGAUGCCAAACAGAUGAUGACUGUAGUCUGAACGGCAUUUGCGGACAAGACUCAGCCUGUAUCUGUGACAAAGGGUGGCGUUCCGGCGACUGCAGCGAGCUGGAUUUGCAGCCAGUUGAGCGUUGGACGGGGUACAACCACACGAACGCAACAGGAUCAGGUUUCUACAAGGAGGGCGCCGGAAACUCUUCCUGGGGAGGCCACAUCAUCCAAGACCGCGCAGACAAGGGCCUCUUUCAUCUCAUUACGUCGCAAAUGUCACACGGCUGUGGCCUCUCUGGCUGGCGGCCUUUCAGCACCAUCAUCAGAGCCGAGUCUCACACGGGGCCAAGAGGCCCGUACAACUACGCUCAAACAUUGUUCAGCACUUUCCACCACAACCCGACAACUAUUUGGAGCCAAGCCGAUGAGAAGUUCUUGAUUUACUUCAUUGGCAAGGAUGUCGAGGUCGGUGACGUCUGCAAGUCCCAGAAAUGGAACAAUACGAUAUCAGUUUCCUCGUCGCCGGAUCUCAGAGAAUGGACGACGCCCAUUCCGCAAGUUAUCAAUGUCACGAAUCCUGCACCGUGGCCGCUAUGGACAGAUCAGAAUCCCACCCAUGAAAUUUUACUCGCCGUGGAGAAGAACAAUAUCUACCACGCAGACAACUUCUCUGCACCCCACGAACUUGUCGUCGAACCGCGAAACACGGAACGCAGUGAGGAUCCAUUCCUUUGGAGAGAUAAACGAGGCCACUGGCAUAUUCUGGUCCACCACAUGAUCGAUAUUGCGGAAGGGAGAAAAGGGCCACGUGUUGGAGCGCAUGCUUAUGCUCGCAAUUGGGAGGGCCCUUGGGCUUACAACAACAAUACCCUGACUUACAACACGACUGUUGAGUUUACCGAUGGUGUCAAGUUAGACUACUAUCGCCGGGAGAGACCAAAGUUGUACUUCAGCGAUGAUGGGCAGAUGACCCCGCUUUACCUGCUCAAUGGAGUGCAGGAGUUCAAUAAGUCGGGAAGCUAUACCUUGAUUCAACCGAUUGGCAAAGAAGCAGAGGCUUUUGAAAGGAGUCUUGGGAUAGAUUGA
Colletotrichum godetiae is the source of this 1131-nucleotide messenger RNA. RefSeq lists its product as uncharacterized. The record is from RefSeq and is a predicted model, not a curated record. Bases 1 to 1131 code for a protein of 376 amino acids. The transcript has a single exon. Lineage: Eukaryota; Fungi; Ascomycota; Sordariomycetes; Glomerellales; Glomerellaceae.